AUGGAAGAGGAGAAAUAUCUGCCUGAGCUGAUGGCAGAGAAAGAUAGCUUGGACCCAUCUUUUGUGCAUGCAUCGCGCCUUUUGGCGGAAGAAAUUGAAAAAUUUCAAGGUUCUGAUGGAAAAAAGGAAGAUGAAGAAAAGAAAUAUCUUGAUGUCAUCAGCAACAAAAACAUAAAGCUCUCAGAAAGGGUAUUGAUUCCUGUCAAGCAAUAUCCAAAGUUCAAUUUUGUGGGGAAAUUGCUUGGACCAAGAGGAAAUUCCUUGAAGAGACUACAGGAAGAAACAGGUGCUAAAAUGUCUAUCCUGGGCAAAGGAUCAAUGAGAGAUAAAGCAAAGGAAGAAGAAUUAAGGAAGAGUGGGGAAGCCAAAUAUGCCCACUUGAGUGAUGAACUUCAUGUAUUAAUUGAAGUGUUUGCUCCACCUGGGGAAGCUUAUUCACGAAUGAGUCAUGCAUUGGAAGAGAUUAAAAAAUUCCUGGUUCCCGACUACAAUGAUGAAAUUCGUCAGGAACAACUACGUGAGUUAUCUUACUUAAAUGGCUCAGAGGACUCUGGUCGUGGCAGAGGUAUUAGAGGCAGAGGGAUCAGAAUAGCUCCCACAACCCCUUCAAGGGGCCGUGGGGGCGCCAUUCCUCCUCCCCCACCACCUGGACGAGGUGUACUCACCCCUCGAGGGACUACUGUGACUCGUGGAGCUCUUCCAGUGCCCCCUGUAGCAAGAGGUGUCCCUACCCCACGAGCCCGGGGGGCACCGACAGUGCCGGGAUACAGGGCACCCCCUCCUCCAGCCCACGAAGCUUAUGAAGAAUAUUCGGUACUACCUCUUGUUCUUUUUGUUGAGACUAUUCAGAAAGACCACCCAGGGUAUGAUGAUGGCUACGGGGGUGAAUAUGAUGACCAGACCUAUGAGACUUAUGAUAACAGCUAUGCCACUCAAACGCAAAGUGUCCCUGAAUACUAUGACUACGGUCAUGGAGUAAGUGAGGAUGCCUAUGACAGCUACGCCCCAGAAGAAUGGGCCACAACCCGCUCCAGCCUGAAGGCACCACCGCCAAGGUCAGCCCGAGGGGGAUACAGGGAGCACCCCUAUGGUAGAUAUUGA
Molecule: messenger RNA, 1101 nt
Organism: Neomonachus schauinslandi (Hawaiian monk seal)
Lineage: Eukaryota; Metazoa; Chordata; Mammalia; Carnivora; Phocidae
Gene: KHDRBS2
Product: KH RNA binding domain containing, signal transduction associated 2
Exons: 11
Coding region: 1-1101 (366 amino acids)
Biological process (GO): regulation of alternative mRNA splicing, via spliceosome
Cellular component (GO): nucleus
Molecular function (GO): poly(A) binding; mRNA binding
Source: RefSeq, a predicted model, not a curated record